Molecule: messenger RNA, 1173 nt
Organism: Guillardia theta CCMP2712
Lineage: Eukaryota; Cryptophyceae; Pyrenomonadales; Geminigeraceae
Exons: 5
Coding region: 1-1173 (390 amino acids)
Biological process (GO): DNA-templated transcription
Cellular component (GO): nucleus
Source: RefSeq, a predicted model, not a curated record
AUGGAGGAUGCAAUGGAUGAAGGAGGAAAGGCAGGGCCAGGAAGGAUGAAGAGUAGAGCAGAAGAGCAUCGUGCGUGUGAGGUAUCGAGGAGAAGGGUUGGAGACGGCACUGAGACCAUGCCCUGCCUGCUCUCCACAAGUUUCCAUCAGCCAUUCCGAGAUGCGACGAGGCUGCUGAGGAUUUUGAUCCUUCUCAGCGCGUAUGUCGAGUGGGGAUUCACAACUGGCAGUGAAAGAUCAGAUAGAUCUAUCGCUAGCAUUCUUCAUCACAAGAUGUGCGACAAGAUCGAGCACAGAAGGCUGCAUGGCCCCGGGAGGCAGCGGCUGCUAUACGGGGAUGGGAUGAUAACCGCAGCCCCCAUGCUGUCGCUGCGAGGAGGGUCUGAUAACCCGGAACAUGUUAACAUUGAAGAAUCAGAAGGCCGAGGAACGAGCGAAAUGCAGGGAACUUCGAGUCUACAGAAUGUUGAGGAGAUCACCAUGGACGAGUUGAAGGCUCUGCCCCUGCCAGGGGAGUCAAGAAAAGAGAAGGCAGUCAAGAAACCUGGGAAGCCCACCGAUGAGAAGAGAGGAGAUCAGUCCGUUACUGAAAGUAAGGAUUCUGUGCCAAUGGAGUUCACAGAGAUGAGCGUUGAGAAGGGCGUCAAAGAUGGCAGCACCGGCUCCGUAAUGGACGAGAGCAAAACAGGCUCGGACCUGACUGGAUCCUCGACUGCGCAUGCCAUCAGGAAAUAUCGUCACCCAACUCGAAAUGCUGUUCGAGACCUGAUACGUGAGAAGCUGUGCGAUGCCUUACAGCCCCAUGUUCUGCCUGGGGACAAGUACAGUGCUCUCGAUGCGGCUAUUGCGAUAGAACACUCCAUGUAUCAGUAUAGAUUCUUCGGCAAGGAUGAGAGCAAUUCAAGAUAUAAGGGAAGAGCACGUUCAAUCCUCUUCAACCUGAGAGAUUCAAAGAAUCCAGAUCUACGAAGAAGAGUACGGUUGGAGGUUAAGAUGCUCGAUCAGUAUCGGAAGACAUAUGCAGCAUACUACAUGAAGUCAAAUUCAGCUGGAGGAGCAGAAGAUCAAUAUGCGGUCAACAAUCUUGCUUCCUGUCUCCGACCUGUUCCUUUGUCGGAGGUGCCAGAAGAGGAAGUGUACAUACUAUCAGAUGCAGACAAGAAGUGCAGAUGA